UUUAGUGGAGUGAAUUCAAACAAACAGGUCAUUUAGGAAAGACCGCUUAGAGUUAAGAAUAUUUUUGUGAUGGGUGUAAUUAAAGUUACGAACGCCUACAAACUUUACGACUCGAGGUCGGAUGUCAAGGUCGUUCUAAAAGAUUUUAACAUGCAUGUGAAGAAGGGAUCAAUAUACGCAUUGAUGGGGUCAUCGGGUUGUGGGAAAACGACUUUGAUAUCAUGCAUUGUUGGAACAAAUACCUUGGAUCGUGGGAAUAUCACAGUUUUUGGAGAUCGUGUUAAAGCAAAUGUUAAUAAAAUCGGUUACAUGCCUCAAGAAAUAUCCCUGAUUAGUGAAUUUACAAUUAACGAAAUGAUUCGCUUCUUUGGGAUCAUGAAUGGAAUGAAAUCUGAAAUAAUUAAAGAACGUACAAAGUUCCUUUGUGAUCUUUUGGAACUUGACGACACUGAAAAAUUGGUAAGAAAUUGUAGUGGCGGUCAACAACGACGAGUUUCAUUUGCUGUUGCGUUAAUUCAUGAACCACAACUUUUAAUCCUCGAUGAACCAACUGUUGGCGUUGAUUCUCUUUUAAGAAGUAAGAUUUGGGGUUUUUUGUUAGAUAUCACGAGAACAAAGAACAUCACAGUUCUUAUGACGACACAUUACAUCGAAGAAGCGAGACUUUCGUCACAUGUGGGGGUCAUGAGAAAAGGAAUUCUACUCGCUGAAGACACGACACAUAAUCUCCUGCAACAAUGUAACACAACAAGUUUAGAAGAAGCUUUCUUAAAGCUUAGUGAACAGCAAGAGAUGGGACGAAGGCAGUUCAUAACAUCGGAAUUCAUUGAACGAGCUGCAAAAAAUGAUCAUGAAAAACACAUAAGAAAUAAGACAGAAGGAAGACGAAAGCUGCAAGCACUACUAAUGAAAAAUGUAAUUCAAUUGAUCAGGAAUCCCGGAGUUUUAUUUUUUGCUCUCAUUCUUCCAUUCGUUGCUAUCAUUUGUCUCCACAAUACAAUCGGAGGUAAACCAACUGGUUUACAAUUAGGAAUCAUAAAUGAUGAGGUAAUGAGACAACACGAUUGUUCAAAUCAAUCCUUUACAGCUGUGGAAGUUGAAGAGUACGAGUGCAGAGUAAAUAAAAUUUCAUGUCGUUUUAUAGAAGAAAUUGAUUUCGUUGUAAAGAAAUUCUACAAGAGUCGACAUGAAGCUGAGAACGACGCCAAACGUGGUGAACUCACAGGCUUCAUUUUCUUCGCAUCAAACUUCACUGAAGCCUUUCCACUGCUCAGAUAUUCAUCAGAUUUCAAUCUUGAUUAUAGUGACGAUGGAAUCAUUCAAGUUUAUCUUGACAACACAAAUUUGCAGUUUGUGACAUUUCUUCAGAGAAAACUUUACGAUGCUUAUCACGAUUUUAUUGGAAGAAUCAUGGAAGUGUGUGGAAAACCAGAGAAAAUGGGACACAUUCCGAUGAUGUUUGAAACAUUUCAUGGAGCUUUAGAUGAUGAAUUUAAGAAUUCAAUUGUUCCAGGUUUUCUUGUUGCAACAUUUUUCGCAAUUUCAUCUUACGUCACUUCAAUGUGUUUGAUUGAUGAUCGACGAAGUGGAGUUUGGCAUCGAUCACUUGUUGCUGGUGCAAAUCCCUUUCAAUUUUUCCUUUCUCAUCUUGUGAUAGGAUCAGCCAUAGCAACACUUCAAGCACUUGAGUUUGUUGUUUAUGCUGUGCUGGUCGGUAAUGAUGUCGACACAUGGAGAUUCAUUUUACUUUUCACAACGCUUAUAAUUCUUCUUGGAUUGGCUGGAAUUCUCUACGGUUUAGUGAUUUCUGUGUCAACAGAUUCAUCACUUGUUGCUUCAUAUUUCUCCGUCAUGAUUGCUUAUCCUUUCAUGUGUUUGAGUGGAGUUUUCUGGCCAGUGGAAGGAGUUCCACAUUAUCUUAAGUUUCUCAGCUACAUGCUUCCAUUUACAUUACCCUCCAAAACAUUCGUCAACAUCAUGUUUACAAAUCUUCCUUUCCAUAAUCCAACGAUCUACUUAGGAUUCGUUGUCAUUGGUGGUUGGAUUUUAGGCGAGCUUGUAAUUUGUUUGUGGUUCACGAAAUGGAAUUCAGCAAACAGAAAAUAAAUUCUCAGAUAAUAAAAUAAUUUC
Molecule: messenger RNA, 2130 nt
Organism: Clunio marinus
Lineage: Eukaryota; Metazoa; Arthropoda; Insecta; Diptera; Chironomidae
Source: the annotation of a GenBank genome assembly